UUCAUAUAAUCCAUGGUAUGUGGGGAUGAAGCAGCAGUACCAGGAUGUCAUCCUGCAGGCCUGUGGCGCCUCCUCUCUGCGUGUGGGCGCUGAGAUCCAGACGCUGUGGAGCGGCUACGGGGAGAUAGUGCGCCUACACCUGGAGGGCUGCGAGCGGCCCUCCGUGGUCAUCAAGCACAUCAAGUUUCCGGAAGAGGCCAAGCACCCCGGAGGCUGGAACACGGACCGCUCCCACACACGGAAAGUGAGAUCCUACCACGUGGAGACAAACUGGUACCAGAACUAUUCCACCAAUCAGAACUGUCGCAUCCCUGCCUGCCUGGCUGCCUGUUCCCAUGGCGACGAGAUGCUGAUAGUGCUGGAGGAUCUGGAUGGGGCGGGUUAUGAUCAGAGAAGGACCAGUGUGAAGGACGGCGAGAUAAAGGCUUGCCUGAGCUGGCUCGCCCACUUCCAUGGCCUCUUCCUGGGCGUGGCUCCACAGGGCCUGUGGACUGUCGGUACCUACUGGCACCUGGAGACAAGGCCAGAUGAGCUGAAAGCCAUGGACGAUGCUGAACUCAAAGCAGCAGCUGGCGACAUCGACAGGAUACUUAAUGAAUGCUGCUUCAAGACCAUCGUUCACGGAGACGCAAAGUUGGCUAAUUUCUGUUUUUCCCAGAAUGGACAGGAUGUAGCAGCUGUAGACUUUCAGUAUGUCGGCGGGGGCUGUGGGAUGAAAGAUGUAGUGUAUUUUCUAGGAAGCUGCAUGGAAGAGAAGGAGUGUGAGCAGAGGGUGCCAGGACUGUUGGAUCACUACUUCUCAGAGCUGAGACUAUCUGUGAAAGAGGGUGUGGACUUGGAUGCUCUGGAGAAGGAGUGGAGGGAGUUGUUUGCGUUUGCAUGGACUGAUUUUCACCGUUUUCUCCUGGGAUGGAUGCCGGGACACUGGAAGAUCAACAGAUACAGUAAACGGCUGACCAAGGAGGUUCUCCACAAGCUGAAACAUCAGCACAACAAGUGAGCAUCAACCUCCUCAAUGAAACCAGAACUAUAAAACAGGAAGUUGCCGUUUUAAACCUGGAAAUCUGAUGACUGAAAGAACUGUUUUAAUUUGCUGUGUACUUAGAAUUAAUAA
Messenger RNA from Cololabis saira (Pacific saury), 1114 nucleotides. It is a transcript of the gene pkdc, whose product is annotated as protein kinase-like domain containing. The coding region runs from base 26 to 1000 and encodes 324 amino acids. NCBI's taxonomy places the organism in Eukaryota, Metazoa, Chordata, Actinopteri, Beloniformes, Belonidae. The transcript has 3 exons. The record is from RefSeq and is a predicted model, not a curated record.